Molecule: messenger RNA, 1057 nt
Organism: Gambusia affinis (western mosquitofish)
Lineage: Eukaryota; Metazoa; Chordata; Actinopteri; Cyprinodontiformes; Poeciliidae
Product: putative protein TPRXL
Exons: 4
Coding region: 88-705 (205 amino acids)
Biological process (GO): immune response
Cellular component (GO): extracellular region
Molecular function (GO): chemokine activity
Source: RefSeq, a predicted model, not a curated record
CAGUUCACCAUCAGCUCUCUGGAGGGGAAGUGAGACGACAGAAAUACUUUCCUUUCUAUUGAUUCUCCUUUUCACUGAACCAUCAACAUGUUGAAGAUCGCGCUGCUCGCUGUAAUCAUGGCCGUUGUUUCUGCAAAUCCAGGUGAGAAGUUGUUUAGCUGCUGUCAGAAAGUCAGCAGAGCUGAGAUCAACGAGAAGAUAAUAGAUCUUGAGAUCCAGCGGCCGAAUCCUCCGUGUGUGAGAGCGGUGAUCUUCACCACUCAGACGGGGCAUUACUGCAGCGACCCUCUCGCUCCCUGGGUUUUCCCAAAGAUCCAGGAACUGAGGAGAGCCAAAGCUCAGUCGUCCACUCCUCAGGUUGUCACUUCGACCCCUCCUUCCUCUUCCUCUUCAUCUUCAUCUUCCUCUUCAUCUUUCUCGCUGCUCUCCAUCGUUUCAUCCACCGCUGCCCCUCCUUCAUCAUCGUCACCUGGAUCGUCUCCAUCAUCUCCAUCGUCUCCAUCAUCUCCAUCGUCUCCAUCAUCUUCAUCGUCUCCAUCGUCUCCAUCGUCUUCAUCGUCUCCAUCAUCUUCAUCGUCUCCAUCGUCUUCAUCGUCUUCAUCGUCUUCAUCGUCUCCAUCAUCUUCGUCUUUCUCCUCCUCUGCCUCCACUAACGCAGGAAGUGAGACGUUUUCUGCAUCCAGAGAUCAGAAGAGCUGCAGCUGAUGGGAAAAAACAGAAAAUAUAUUUCAUUUAUUUUUCUGUGUACAACUAAAAACUAAAGAUAAGAAGAAUGAAAGAGUAGAAUUAAGCUAAAUUACGAUUCAGAUUAAAUAUUCCGUUUUUCAGUGUUAAUUUGGUAAAAGUUAUUUAUUAAAGUAUUUCACUGUGCAGGUUGAGGACAAAAUAUAUUUAUAUUUAUUUACAAAGUUCCAAACAGUUUAAUAAAUGAUAAAAGUGUCUGUAAAAUAUCGUAAGCUAUCUGUCUACUUUAAGGCAUAAAUGUUUCACUCUGAAGUAAAACUGUAAAGGUAUAAAGAUUGUUGUUAGAAAUAAAAAUCUCUAAUCUAAACCUCAA